Musca domestica (house fly) is the source of this 6756-nucleotide messenger RNA. Its product is annotated as kinesin-like protein CG14535. The transcript has 14 exons. Gene Ontology annotation, molecular function: microtubule motor activity; ATP binding; microtubule binding. The record is from RefSeq and is a predicted model, not a curated record. Lineage: Eukaryota; Metazoa; Arthropoda; Insecta; Diptera; Muscidae. Gene Ontology annotation, biological process: microtubule-based movement. The coding region runs from base 300 to 6320 and encodes 2006 amino acids.
UUGUUUGUACAGAUGUUGCCCCACAACACGAACAAGACCAGCACCGCCACUGCCGCCAACUUCCUCAUCGACAGCGACAGUAACAUCAAAUCAUUAUUGUUGUCAUCAUCAUUAUUGGAACAAAACAACCUUCCAAAGCAAAGGUUGAUAAAUGUUACAGAAAAAACAUAAAUUUCAGUGUCGCAACUACUACUGAGUGUAAAGAAGAUAAGAUUUGAAUGCUAGUUGUGCGUUGUCGCAUAUUUUGCGAAACGUUCGACAAAAUUGAGGAGCAGGUAGAUAUAUAACAAGGAUACAAAAUGCUAAAACGUUCCAAAUCGAAUCGUUCACAACGAACGAAUCGCCGUUCUGCCAGUGGGAAGGUUCAACAACAACGUUUGGAGACGCUGGAGGAUAGUAAUCGGCACAGUGAUGGAGACUCUUCCCAGUCAUCAGCAGCGGCACCAGUAUUUGCCUCUGUCCAUCGUACAAGGCAUGCUGGUAUGAAACGAAAUGAUGCUGGCCCGGUCAACAAUACAGCAUCACCGGCUACUAACGGAACUACAGCCGCCAUUGUACAUGCAUCGGGGAAUACAAUGGCAGUCGGUGGUGGUACGACUAGACCGACAUAUCAACAGUAUCAACAGCAAAGAAGAAUGCAAUUUCAACAGCAGCAGCAACAACAACAACACCACCAGCAUCAACAAAAACAAAUGCAUUUCCAACAACCCUACUACAGUGUAAACAUUGCGAAUUUGCCAAAGACCAAAUGUGCAACGAAUUUUGCCACACAACAACAGCCAGCGAGUGGUGGGGGUGGUGGCGGCAUAGUCUAUGAGGUACAACAUCAGCAACAACAACAGGCUCAGUAUUUGUCUUCUUCUUCGCCCGGCCAUCAACGUCUAAACAAUGGUCAACAACCAUCAAAAGCCCUAAAUUCCCAGGCAAUGAGCCGCAUACCAAUUCAACAUCAAAAGAUGCAACCACAACUGCAGCAGCAGCAGCAACAACAUCCACAUCCACAUCACCAUCAAAACCAACAUCAUCAGCAGCAACAACAACUUCAGACAGCAUCAGCAGGAUUCAAUCACAUUUCAAAGAAUGCCACAAAUCUCCUGAAUGAUAUCUACGAGCGUAACUUGUUGAGCCAAACAACAUUUGCCGGGGAAACUGAACAACAACAGCAGCAACAAUUUUUAAUGCAACAACAACAACAGCAAUUUCUGCAAAUGCAAAGAAAUGCAGCCAGGCCUCAGAUACCCCUACCACCCAUGGCAAAUGGAGCACAAAAUUGGCCGCAAAAGCCUCGAGAAUUAAAGACAUUUAAUAAAAUUAUUGCACCUCCCACGUCGGGCGCCACCUCUUCCUCGGCCAAUUAUCAGUCAACCCAUUUUCAAUUUUCCGAUUCCUAUGUGGAACCCGUUGAUACCAAGAAACAUUUUCUCAUGGAAUCUCAACCGCCACCACCUCCAGCCCCCCUAAAUCAUGUCUAUGAGACCAUCAAGGAAAGGCCACCCCUACCGCUGCCACCUCCACCACCGGAGCGUAAUCAAAAUGUAAAUAACACACCACCACCCCUACCUCCCUCUAGAUUGCUAAAGAAAAAACUACUGGCCCAGGCGGCUCAAGGUGCAAAUGAAGGUACUGCGGGCCGGGGCCAUAAAUCUCACAAAAAGUCCAGCCAUGACAAACUGGAGCUGGAUAAGAAGUCACACCACAACAGCAAACUGGCACACAAUCAGCCGCCGGCUUAUGUGGCGCCACCGCCCUUAGCCUUGGCAGCCAAUUCAUCCGGCAGCAGUGCUAAAAUGCCAGCUCCCUAUAAUCCCCAGCAAAGGACCAAAGCCGAUGGAGAACAAAAAUCCAUGUUGUAUCAGCAGUUGAGAGAACAAAAACUGCAACACCAACAAAAGUUAAUGCCAUCAUCAUCAGCGGCGGAAAGUGCAGGAAAUGGCGGAGGCAGCGGCGGCGGCCAGCAUUUAAGUAAUAACAUGCAAAAACAUAACGCUGACAAGCAACCAGCAGCUCCUGCAAUGCGUGAACAUCCUUUGGGUGCCCAUGAUGAAGGCGUCACAACUGGUCACCUCGUAAACAAUAACAUGGCUGCCACCCAACCGGCAGUCAUGGCCCCCGGCGAAACAAUCACAAAUGACAUAAUAGACAUGGCAACUACCGAAUACCAGCAGCAGGAUGCUGUCAUGCAACAACUGUCCGUGGAGCAGGCUUUGCAUCAGGCAGGUCUACUGCCCAAUUCGACUAGCAACAAUAAUAAUUCAUCUGCAGCAGCAGGAGCGUCAUCAGCCACUGCCUGCAACAACAAUAACAAUGGACGCAACCAACGACCCUCCGCCCUGCCCAUUGUUUUCGAAGAGGACACCGGCGAAUUUCAGGAUGUGCUCGUACUCGAAGAGGAUGGCACCGCCAAAUUACCCUAUCGUCAUGGCAAGAAAAUCGAAGUUAGCCUGGAAACGGCUCAGGCCAUGGCAGCAGCAGCCUAUUAUGCCAGAGCGGCCCAAAAACUUGCAGCACAAAGUACAUCGGCAAAAUCAUCACGCACCAGCGAUAUGUCAAAUACUUCCGCACGCAAUGGUGGCUUCUGUGGCGCCUUACAAAGGGCGCCACCGCCUAUGCCACCCGGUUUGGCACGACGUUUAGCCAACAAGGAGAAUUAUGGCAUUGGCAAGGUUAAAGUUAUGCUGCGUGUUUCCGACACCCACACAGAUCCGGAUACGCCCCACUUUAUGACAGUGGAUAAGAAAAAGCGUCAAGUAACGCUGACAGAUCCAGCAGCGGCCUCCAAUUUGGCUGCCUGUUCGUCACAGGAACGUGGUCCCAUGGUGGCCGCACCCAAAAUGUUUGCCUUCGAUAAUCUUUUUACAGCGGAAGAUCAACAGUCGGAUGUCUGUGCAUCUGCUUUGUCUGAAGUAAUCCCUGCCGUUCUAGAAGGUUCCGAUGGCUGUCUGCUUACCAUUGGUUAUCCGAAUUCCGGUCAGUCCAAGACCAUGUUGGGUGGCGUUAAUCCACCCACGGAAUUGGGUGGCAUUCCAUGCGCCAUUUCAUGGCUGUACAAAGGUAUUAAUGAACGUCGCCAGAAGAGUGGUGCACGAUUUUCGGUGCGUGUCAGUGCUUUGGGUGUCAGUGCCACGAAACCGGAUUCAACGUCAAAGGAUUUAUUAGCUGCUCAUGCAACGGACUCUGAUGACUCUCCGGGGGUUUAUUUGCGUGACGAUUUUCUGGGUGGCCCAACCGAGUUGCGUGCCCCCACCGCUGAACGUGCUGCCUUGUUCCUAGAUGCUGCCCUGGCAGGACGACCACAAGGUGGUCUUGAGCCAGCCAUGAUAUUUACCCUGCAUGUCUAUCAAUACAGUCUAUCACGUAAAGGUGGAGUGGCUGGUGGCCGAAGUCGUUUACAUCUUAUCGAUUUGGGUGGCUGUGCCAAUCGCACGGGUGGCCUGCCGCUCUCCGGCAUUGGCAAUAUUCUGCUGGCCAUAUUAAGUGGUCAAAGGCAUCCGCCCAACAAGGAUCACCCACUGACGCCACUGCUGAAAGACUGUCUGGCACCGUUGACGUGUCAUGUCUCCAUAAUGGCCCAUGUUAUGCAUACCCAGUCGCAUACGGAUGCCUUGACGACCAUACAAUUGGCUUCACGGAUACACCGCAUGCGAAGGAGAAAACAUCGCUUUCCGUUGGGUGGCGAUAAAUCAGGUGUGGGUGGCCUAGCUUCCGGUCUGAACGGUCAUCAAUCUACUGGCUCAUCGGCGGGUUCUGGUGCUGACCCUUCCAGUUCAGAGCUAUCAGCAGACACAGUCAUUUAUAUGGGACCAGGUGAUGAUGCCACCGAUGGUGAACAUCCUCCCGUGUACCUACCCUCCCUGAGCAGCGGUGAUAAUCGUGGUGUGAUGAGCAAAGCUCUCAAGGGUAGUGGUGUGGAGAAACAACAGCCAAGUCCAUCCAAGAUACCCGGUUCGGCCAAAAAGGUGGUUAGCCAAAAACAAACACCACAAAGUCCUAGUAUGGCUGGGCGAACGGGUAGCCUGAAACGGGGUGGUGGUACCCACAGUCCCACACGCCAAACUGGGGCCCAAAAUACCACCUCCACCGCCAAUAACACCAACGAACAAUCGCAAUUCUUCUCGCCUGUACACAGUGUCAAAACUUUACCCAACUCUGCCUCAUCGCCGAAAAUUGUGGCAGGUUCUCUACGACAUCCUGGUAUGACCAUGAUGUGUUCCAAAGCUUCCAAUGUGCCAUCACCCAAGGGGUCACCUCUAAGAAGACCCGGUGUGGGUGGAGCUGCCCUGGCCAACAACACUGAGUCCGGAGAAUGUCCCGGCAGUCCCAUGCGCAAAAUAACCGAAGAACAAUGGAUAGAUGGUCCCCGGGUGUCUCGGGCCAAGGUGGCUGAGGCACGCCAUCUCAUGCGUGAGGUGAAUCAUAUAAAACAAUGUGAAACCUGGAUAGAUGGUCCCAAGUCGCAAUCCAGUCGUUCUCUCACUGCCGGCAAUCUGCCCAUUGCUCCCUCACAGGCUCAAGGUUAUGGUUUUAUGGAUUCCCACAAGAAAUCCAUGAUACGACAAUGGGUUGAAUUCCAAACUUCACAAGUCUUCCAAACGGUUUCGGCCGGUUCAUCGCCCACACACACCCACCGCGAACAACAGGCCCAGCAUUUGCGUAACAUUACCUACCACAUGUCCCAGCUGAAACAAAAAUCCCUGGACAAUGCAGAAGACAUCUAUGCCACCAGUACAAGGCAGCAAUCACAUCCAGCGAACGGCGUCGAUCAGCAUUCUUUGCAGAGCAGUCAACUGGAAUUGGUGAAUCCUUUGGGUCCGGGGCUUUCAAAUGCCAUCAGCACCACCAAUGCCUCAGCACCUGCCGAAAUUCGAGAAGCUCAUCACUACCGGCAAAACUCCACCCACUCUCAGCCAGCCCCGGCACAGCAACAAUCAUCAUCGCAUCCCAAUGCCAAUAUGGAAUUUAAUAACGAAGAGACUGAUUUACACUCCUUACACUCCAAUGUGGGUUAUGGCCUCAUAGGACAACAUCAUAGCCAGGCGCCGCAUCACAUACCCACCGGAACGGCUUCGGAAUCUAAUCUACCCAUGGAUCGACAAAAUGAUUGUGAUGAAGAUCAGGAUAGUGGUCCUUCGGAGGUACCCCCAGCAUUGCCAUUAAUUGAGCCCCUAGGUUCAAGAGAAAUUUCCCACGAAAGUUUACAUCGCAUACUAUCAAGGCAUGUAUCCAGGGAGUCUUUGUAUCAGCAACAUCAUCAGCAGCAACAGUACCAACAACAACAGCAACAUCAGGAUCUCAGGCGUCACGAGGAACAACAACAUUUAUUGCAACGCCAACUGUCACGUCAGUCUUCGCAUCAUUACUCCCAGCACAGUAUGGGUAUGUCCGAUUGUGGUUUGCAGGUGACGGAAGAGGAAAUUGCCCGUACCAUGUCAGGAGGAGAUCAUCCUUUGGCUGCUCUGAGUCACGUGGAAAAUAUGUCGAUUGUAUCAAGUUUCAAUAUGGCUGGCGAUGCGUUCAGUGACUGUGCCAUGGGUGAAAGAACGAGGAACCAAUUUGACCAAUUAGCGCGUUUACGUGAGAUCUUUACCUCACAGCUAGCCAUGGCGGAAGUUACACCCGUCUUUCGUUCUGGUUGUGAUGUGGGCAGUGUUUACAGCGAGCCGGCGUAUCGUUUUAAUACCGGACCGGGGAGUGUAUGCAGCGAGCCGCCCUAUAGACCACCCAGCCCCAGACAACCUUCACGAAGUCCUAGCCAAGGAAGUUUGCCAAGUCUAAAUGGUAUCAUGCAAAUUGCCGGUAUGGAGCAGUAUGCCUCACUGCGACAUCCGGAUGGUGCUUCCGAUCCUAAUCUGCCGAAAAUUGAAAAACCAUUUGUGUUGGAACACGAAGAUAUCCAUGAAGUAGAUGAAAAAUCCGCCCUGCUAUCACCCUCGAAGCGAUCCUCUCUGGAGCAUUGUGAUGAAGAGCAUGAUGAUGUGAUUUUGACACAAUUGAAUACCACUCUGCCCAUUACCACCCAAUCCCAACUACCUCUGUUACCCCUAAAUACCUCUUCCGAAGCAUAUGACAGUGGUCAUGACAGUUCAACGCCCCGAACCUCUAAACAUUCGGGUAUAUCACGGCGAGCGGAAAGUGGUUAUCACAGUGUGGCCACCGCCCGGGACAGUGAUGAGAGCAGUUUUACAUCGGGACUCUCCAAAGAACAUCAUAAUCGCAUUACCAUUACGAAAAAGAAGCGACAGGACAAAGGUUUGUGCACAUGGUUAAUGAAUCCUUUUACCUGUACUUAUCCCGAAACUGAGGGUGAAAUUAGUGAUUUUUAAACAAAGGUAGAAAAAUCCAAUUUCAUACAACUUUCCUCUGACCACCGAACCAGUUCAAACGAAAAACCAAGAAGGGGCAAUUUAAAUGUAAACUAGAGAACCACCCACCAGAAUAAAAAAUUAACGGCAACAAAUUAAAGCAUUUAUUUCGUUUGGGAAACUAAAUGAAACUAAACUAGAAACUAUGUAUUUACUGGGUUAGUAACUCAACUCUCCCUCAACCCCGUGACUCUAAUCCAUAUGCGAAACGAUUAACGAAAUUCUUAAGAAAAUUCGAAAUGGCCAAAUUUUAAUUUUAAAUUAAAUCGAAAAAUGAAACAAAGAAAAACAAAACAAAAGAAUUUGAUGAAAAUAUUAUGACUGACAAUUUUUAUAAACAAAAGUAGUUAUGAAAACAAGAAAAUUGAAAAAAAAAAUUAAAAGGAAAUAAAAGAAA